UUCUGUUAGCCAAGAGCAAGAAAGCUAUAUCGACACCGAGGCCUUAAGCUCCAAGAGCAUGGCCCGCAUUGCAGUGCUCUUGCUGGUGGCGCUGCUCUCCUUAGCCGUGCAUCUCGCUCCGUCCGCGGCAUGCCGAUCCUGCCCGACCACAAAGCCUUCGCGGCCUCCACCGCGUAAGCACAAGUCCCGGCCAUCGUCCGUACCCUGCCCACCGCCUUCGCAAACUCCCACGCCCUCACCCACAUCCACACCUACUCCAGUGACUCCGACGCCGGCACCGACCCCGAUUGUGUCCUGCCCUCCACCUACAAACACUCCCGCACCCACGCCCAUACCGACCCCGGUGAUACUGCCAAUACCAACCCCUAUAACUCCGACGCCGGCACAGGCCCCCGUCUCUCCAACACCAACCCGGUUGACCCCAACACCGACCCCUGUUUCGCCGACGCCGGCACCGACCCCUGUCUCUCCAUCACCAAUCCCGGUGGCCCCAUCACCGACCCCUGUGAUGCCACCAACACCGACCCUUGUGACCCCGACACCAGCACCGACCCCUGUCUCUCCAACGCCAACUCCGAUGGCCCCAACACCUACCCCUAUGAUGCCGCCAACACCAACCCCUGUAACGCCGACGCCGGCACCGACCCCUGCCUCUCCAAUGCCAUGUCCGGUGGCCCCAACACCGACCCCUGUGAUUCCAACGCCAGCACCGAGCCCUGUCUCUCCAACGCCAACCCAGGUGCCCCCAACACCGACUCCUAUGAUGCCGCCAACACCGACCCCUCUGACUCCCACCCCAGCACCAACCCCUCUCUCUCCAACACCAAGCCCGGUGGCCCCAACACCGAAACCUGUGAUGCCGCCAACACCCACACCUGUGACUCCGACGCCAACCCCAGCCCCGGCCCCAUCCCCGGCGACACCGACUGGCAAGUGCCCUGUGGACACGCUGAAGCUGCUGGCGUGCGUGGACGUGCUCAAUGGGCUGCUGCACGCGGUGAUCGGUGGUAGCGCCAGCGAUUCAUGCUGCCCGUUGCUGUCCGGCGUGGCCGGCCUCGAUGCCGCUCUCUGCCUUUGCAGCACCAUCAAGGUCAAGGCCCUCAACACCAGCCUCGUGCUGCCCAUCGCCAUCGAGGUGCUCGUCAACCAGUGCGGCAAGAGAGUGCCGGACGACUUCCACUGCCCGAACUAAGCUUCAUCGAUUACUAUAUGUAUGUACUAUCAGUAUCACCUGCAUCUGAAUGCGAUACGUGCAUUAAAUUCUCUCGUGUGGUCACACAGGUCACGUAUCGAAGUGUAAUAAUCAAUAUGUACAUGGAUUUGCAGUUCUGACUUGCUACUUGUGACGCGGAGCUGUGGAGCAUGCAUACAUUGUGUUUGUGUAACUGCGUAUCAAAUAGUAACCGUGUAACAAGUUACCAAUUGUGGUCUUCCAUCGGUUUUGUAGUGUGUGUUUUCUUUUUGAAGAAUUAUGAAUAAAAUGU
Molecule: messenger RNA, 1484 nt
Organism: Triticum aestivum (bread wheat)
Lineage: Eukaryota; Viridiplantae; Streptophyta; Magnoliopsida; Poales; Poaceae
Product: extensin-like
Exons: 1
Coding region: 59-1192 (377 amino acids)
Source: RefSeq, a predicted model, not a curated record